Messenger RNA from Cladocopium goreaui, 1026 nucleotides. The record is from the annotation of a GenBank genome assembly. NCBI's taxonomy places the organism in Eukaryota, Dinophyceae, Suessiales, Symbiodiniaceae.
GCAUGCAAGUUCCAAUGCGAACCGGAACUGAGGACGCGGUUCGCGUUUCGAAGCAAUGGCUCGUCGGUCGCCUUUAGCAGUCGUACUGGCGCUUCUGGUGCUCCAGUGGCAUGGGGUUUUCCUGACGGACGAUCGCAACUCCGACGACCGGGGAAGCUGCAACAGAGUGGGCGUGCACGUGGGAAUGCAGGGAACAGCUGCUGGGCAGCGGCAGUGCUGCACAUGGUCAAGACUGCGUUCCGCGAGGAACCUCCGGCAGCAGAGGAGCACGGAUCUGGACCGAUAUUUCACUUGAAGACCCGCUUGCUUGCUCUUGCAGCUUGCCUUCUUCUUUUGGAUGCUGCCGUCUUUUGCCUUCUGCUUCGCUACUUGCACCUUGCUUACCUGCUCUUGCGGCUUGCUUUCUGCUUUGCUCAGCUUCUUUCUUUAGCUGCGCUGCUCUGCGCUCCUACCUUUGUGGUUCCAAGUGGCUCCAUGGGAAGCUCAACGACCGAGAAGGGCCCCCUCCUGGCCGCAGGCGGCGCAUUGAUGGUGGCCUCUAUGCCUGCGCCGGCCUACGCUGGUGGCAUGUCCCCUGGUAUCCGGGUGUCGCAUGGUGGUAGGGCGCAUGGUGAAUCCUCAAACAUUUCAAACAUGGGAGAGCUGAUGUCAUCUGCAACAAUUGACAUCCUGGGGGUGAGCUGGAAACUCGAGGAGGUGGAUGAGCGCAACGCCAAGUUGCUUCAGACUCUCUCCGAGGCCACUGAUAUGUUGGCGAAGGCGGACGAGAUGCAGGUGACAUACACGGCCGACAUCAAGGAAGCUCGAGAGAAGGCUGCCAAGGAGUUGGCCGAUGCUCGCAAGGCCACAGAGGAGGCGAUUGCCAAGGAAGCCGCGGCGGCUGAUGCUGUGAGGGAGGCCGAGGCCAACAAGUUCAGGGCGAAGCUCGAUGCUGAGAUGAAGGAAAAGAUGGCCAACGCCGAAAGUACCAUCCAGGAGAGACAAAAGGACUUUGUGAAGCAGUCUUUGGCAGCCGUUGGUCUCUGA